Apis mellifera (honey bee) is the source of this 15418-nucleotide messenger RNA. RefSeq names its product sodium channel protein paralytic (gene para). Gene Ontology annotation, molecular function: voltage-gated sodium channel activity; calcium ion binding. The coding region runs from base 2070 to 8204 and encodes 2044 amino acids. The record is from RefSeq and is a predicted model, not a curated record. Gene Ontology annotation, biological process: sodium ion transmembrane transport; membrane depolarization during action potential; neuronal action potential. Lineage: Eukaryota; Metazoa; Arthropoda; Insecta; Hymenoptera; Apidae. The transcript has 32 exons. Gene Ontology annotation, cellular component: plasma membrane; voltage-gated sodium channel complex.
CUGCGCGAGAUUGGCGCGUGGCGGUGCAAUAACGUCCGCGUCGGGUUUGUCUAAUCGUGACACAGUCCUCGAGAGAAGCUUUUCAGCCGAUAAAAGUGUGCGUCAGACACGGAGUGUUUUAAGAGAUUCAGACUCAGUGUUAACGGGGAACUGGUGGAUAGUGGUGAAUUCCCGUGGCCAGAUUAGCUGGAUAAAAAGCAAAGAUUGAAACGAAGGAAACGCGGACGAGGAAAACGUCGACAAAACGGGAGACAGUGCUAGUGGCGACUAAGUGAGCGAGAUAGAGUCUAGGGGAAGAAAGAGAGAGAAAGAGAUAUAAACGAGUAGGGGGGAUAUAUAGGGAUGAAGAAAGAGUGAGAAAGUGUUAGGUAGGAGGUAUAAGUGAUAGAAGGAAACAGAAGGGGGAAUAAGAAAGAAAGAGAGGGAGGGGUAACGAUAGAGACAGACAGGGUGUUAGAAAGAGAGAGAAGGCGCGCGCGCGCGUCUAUGUGCCAGAAGGAACUGACAGAUAAAGGAAGUGGAAAGGACCUGGUCGGUCCUUCGGUAAGGAAAGCUAAGGGUACGAAGGACGGCAGGAAGGCAGGAAAGACGGAAGGAUCGUAGUCAGACGAAGCUGUGUUACGGGGUGACAGCGGUGCCAGUAGUAGAACGCGUCGGGUCUGUCCCCCAGGAAGGGACCGUCGCGCGCAACGCGAUCAAUUUUCGUUGCGACGCGGGCGGUGAGACUGGAGGAAAGGAAGAAAUGACGACUGCAGCGAGAUACCGAUAACCGGCCAGAUAAUGUUGUCGCAGAGCAAGUUUUACGCUCUCUUUAUCCACUACACAUUUGUGUAGCGCGACACGGGGCGGGUCCUUGCCGCUGCGGUGAAGAACAGAGGUGUCGGAAGAGGAGGUGGAGGCGCGAGGAGAACAAAGGAGACGAAGAAGAAGGAAGAAGAAGAAGCGGAAGAACGAAAAUUUAGGAAAGAAACGAAGAAAUUCGUUGGAAUUCCUGAAAAGUCUAAAAAGAUAUCCGAGAAACUAGGAUAUGUUUUAUUGUCUAUCGUCUAUAAUCGUUGCGAAAAGAAACAGAACAAGGAAAGAACGGAGGAAAGAAGAGAGAAAAAGAAAAGAAUAAGAGAAACAGACACACAUAAACACACACGCACGUAUACAGAAAAGACAGAAAAGUUUGUCGACGUACGGUGUGUGUUCAGUUUAUAGUGUCGUUGCUUGGUAGUGUGCUCUACCCUUGCCGAAGUUGAAUAAGUAAGGCCCGCGGAGGUAUCUCAGAACCCGCCCCUCCUCGACGUCGCAGUGCCUCUUCUCCAUAUCGCUACGUCGUGCUUUUUUUCGUUCAAGCUACGACUAUCCCUACAUUACCGGAGAAACUCCUCGACUAUAAGUAUCGAUCGACUCGAAGAUCAGACUAUGUUAUAUCGAAUAACGGAUUGAUCGCACCCGUCGCUUCAUUCACACGUCGGACAUGAAAAAUCUUGGUUCGCGUUGGACGGUCCCCGACAUAGCACGCACUGCCGCAGCGCGUUCGUCAUUUCUCGUCGCCAUUUCGUCGGAACGAGAUUCAGGUAGCAGCAGCAGCAGCAGCAGCAGCAACAGCAUCAUCAUCAACGAUAGCAGCAGCAGCAGCAGCAUCAGAAGCAGAAGUAUUAGCGUGAAAGUGAAACGGAGCAACGUUAGAAGUAGCGGUAGUGGAAUCAACAGGGAGAGUAUCAAAGGUAGAGGCAGAGUCACGGCGAUCGAAAAGUAUAAGAGGGGAACGAGGGGAAACGGUAGAUCGGCAGUCGACGUGCUGCACGAGUCGAAUUUAUCCGUCCGAUCGUACGUAACGGCGUCGUCAAAUCGGUUCGACGGCACGACGCGUCCCGAAUCGACGACGACGACCAGGUACCGGCCACUAGCCGGCAAGUCGCGCGGUUCUCAGCACCGGUCUCGUCCUCGUCAGCCGCAGCCGCAGCCACCGCAGCAGCCACUCUAUUACCCCCCCGCAUCGUGGGACACGCGCACAUUACACUUCAGGAACUGUUAGCACCGAUCAAAAGAAGGUGGCUCAGCUGUGUGCAGCUUAGACAAUGUCCGAAGAUUCUGACUCUGUAUCAGAGGAAGAAAGAAGUUUGUUCCGUCCGUUCACGCGGGAGUCCCUGGCAGCGAUCGAGGCUCGCAUCGCCGAGGAACAUGCCAAGCAGAAGGAGCUCGAGAAGAAGAGAGCGGAAGGCGAGGGAGGUUUUGGACGGAAGAAAAAGAAAAAAGAAGUUCGAUAUGACGACGAGGACGAGGACGAGGGUCCUCAGCCGGAUCCGAUGCUCGAACAAGGAGCACCGAUCCCGGUCCGACUGCACAACGAAUUUCCACCCGAGUUGGCCUCCACACCUCUCGAGGAUAUCGAUAGCUUCUAUCAUAAUCAAAGGACCUUCGUCGUCAUCAGCAAGGGGAAGGACAUAUUCAGGUUCUCAGCGACAGAUGCGAUGUGGAUCCUCGACCCGUUCAAUCCGAUACGACGAGUGGCCAUUUAUAUAUUGGUUCACCCACUGUUCUCCCUCUUCAUUAUCACUACAAUAUUGGUUAACUGCAUACUCAUGAUCAUGCCCACUACGCCCACCAUCGAGUCUACGGAAGUGAUAUUUACGGGCAUCUACACAUUUGAGUCCGCCGUUAAGGUGAUGGCGAGGGGUUUCAUUCUGCAGCCUUUUACCUAUCUUAGAGAUGCAUGGAAUUGGCUCGACUUCGUAGUUAUAGCUUUAGCUUAUGUGACGAUGGGCAUAGAUCUAGGCAACCUUGCCGCUCUCAGGACAUUUCGAGUCCUCCGAGCCUUGAAGACUGUCGCUAUUGUACCAGGUCUGAAAACCAUUGUCGGCGCUGUGAUAGAAUCCGUGAAGAACCUGCGCGAUGUGAUAAUCUUGACGAUGUUCUCUCUUUCCGUCUUUGCGCUGAUGGGCCUCCAGAUUUACAUGGGGGUGCUCACGCAAAAGUGUAUAAAGAACUUUCCCGAGGACGGCUCCUGGGGCAAUCUGACCGAUGAAAACUGGGAGCGAUUCGUUAGUAAUGAAACUAAUUGGUACGUGGACGAGGCGAAAAACAUGCCUUUGUGUGGAAAUUCAUCUGGAGCAGGGCAGUGCCUUCCUGGUUACACGUGUUUACAAGGAUACGGUGAAAAUCCGAAUUACGGUUACACGAGUUUCGACACCUUCGGCUGGGCUUUAUUAUCCGCCUUUCGUCUAAUGACGCAAGAUUAUUGGGAAAAUCUGUACCAGUUGGUUCUAAGAUCGGCCGGUCCAUGGCACAUGUUGUUCUUCAUCGUGAUCAUUUUUCUUGGCUCCUUUUAUCUCGUCAACUUGAUUCUUGCUAUUGUCGCCAUGUCUUACGAUGAAUUGCAGAAGAAAGCUGAGGAAGAGGAGGCAGCCGAGGAGGAAGCUAUAAGAGAAGCCGAGGAAGCGGCCCUGGCGAAGGAGAACAAAUUGGCGGCACAAGCGGCAGCCCGAGAGGCGGCAGCACAUGCGGCGGUGACAGCCGCUGACCAGAUAGUCAAAUCUCCAUCGGAUUUCUCGUGUCACAGCUACGAAUUGUUCGUUGGCCAAGAGAAAGGGAACGACGAUAACAACAAGGAGAGGAUGAGCAUACGUUCGAUCGAAUCGGUCAGCGAGCACAGAGUGAAACAGAUCAACAAUCACACGACCACCACUAAAGUGCGAAAAGUCAGCGCCGCGAGCCUUAGCCUGCCCGGCUCACCGUUCAAUCUUCGGCGGAGCAGCCGCGGUAGCCAUCAGUUCACGAUCAGAAACGGGAGGGGACGUUUCGUGGGGCCGCCGGGCGGCGACCGGAAGCCGUUGGUUCUGUCCACGUUCCUCGACGCCCAGGAACAUCUGCCGUACGCGGACGACUCGAACGCGGUCACCCCCAUGUCCGAGGAGAACGGGACGAUCGUCGUGCCCGUCUACUACGCGAACCUUGGGUCCAGGCAUUCCUCGUACACGUCGCACGCCUCACGCCUGUCGUACACGUCCCACGGCGAUCUGAUCGGCGGGAUAGCGAACGCGGGCAAACCGAUGACCAAGGAGAGCCAGUUGAGGAUCAGAUCUGUCAGGCCGCCGUCUGUCAAUGGGCAUAUCACGGAUAACAAUCAGAAGUACCAUUACGAGGGUGAUCUGGAAGAUGCCAUGGGCAAGGCGAAGCAACAAGACAAUCCGUUUAUAGAGCCUUCUCAACAGCAUGCCGUGGUUGAUAUGAAAGACGUGAUGGUGUUGAACGAUAUCAUUGAACAGGCGGCGGGACGUCAGAGCAGAACUCCGGAGCAAGGAGUUUCUUCGACCUAUUACUUUCCGACAGACGACGAUGAAGAAGGGCCGACAUUUAAGGACAAAUUAUUGACCGCGGUGCUACGUUGCAUCGAUAUCUUCUGCGUGUGGGACUGUUGCUGGUUGUGGCUUGAGUUUCAAAAAUACGUGGCUCUUUUGGUGUUCGAUCCAUUCGUAGAGUUGUUCAUCACCCUUUGUAUCGUCGUCAACACACUAUUCAUGGCACUUGAUCAUCAUGAUAUGGACAAGGAUAUGGAAAGGGUGCUCAAGACGGGAAAUUAUUUCUUCACGGCAACAUUCGGUAUCGAAGCAACGUUGAAGCUGAUAGCAAUGAGUCCGAAAUUUUACUUUCAAGAAGGAUGGAAUAUUUUCGACUUCAUUAUCGUCGCUCUUUCGCUCUUGGAGUUAGGAUUAGAGGGUGUGCAAGGUCUUUCCGUGUUACGAUCGUUCAGAUUGUUGAGAGUGUUCAAAUUGGCAAAAUCGUGGCCUACGUUGAAUCUGUUAAUUUCCAUCAUGGGUAGAACGGUAGGCGCGUUGGGCAAUCUGACGUUCGUGUUGUGCAUCAUCAUCUUCAUUUUCGCCGUGAUGGGCAUGCAAUUGUUCGGCAAGAACUACACUGACAACGUGGACCGAUUUCCGGACGGUGAUCUACCGAGAUGGAAUUUCACCGACUUCAUGCACUCGUUCAUGAUCGUGUUUCGGGUGCUGUGCGGGGAAUGGAUCGAGUCUAUGUGGGACUGCAUGCUCGUGGGCGAUGUUUCUUGCAUACCGUUCUUUCUGGCCACUGUCGUCAUCGGUAAUCUGGUUGUGCUGAAUCUCUUCUUGGCUUUGUUGCUGAGCAACUUCGGCUCGUCGAAUCUAUCGGCGCCGACCGCAGACAACGAUACGAACAAGAUCGCGGAAGCGAUCGAUCGAAUAGCACGAUUCGUUAAGUGGAUCAAGCGAAAUGUCCUUUAUCUUGCUAAAAUGAUGCGAGCCAAACUCACCAAUCAGAUAUCCGAUCAGGCGCCAGGUGAGGGACCGUCCAACAGUUGGAAAGAAGAUGGAAUUGAUCGCGAUGGGGACCUAGAUCUUGCAGAUGGCGAACUCGAUGCGUAUAGAGACAAGAAGAGUGCCAAGGAGCUGAACCAAUUGGAAGUUGCUAUUGGGGACGGGAUGGAAUUCACGAUUCAUGGAGACCUAAAGAACAAAUUGAAGAAGGGUAAAUUGUGCAUGAACAACAGCAAAGUUAUAGCAAAUUCGAUAAAUCAUCGUGACUACAGGCUGGAUAAUGAUUAUAUUAAUCAAAAUGAGGAUGAUACCAUCAGUAAUAAAUCAUAUGGCAGCCAUAAAAAUAGGGCGUUCAAGGACGAAAGUCAUAAGGGGAGCAUGGAUUCAUUGGAUGGAGAAGAAAAGAAGGAUGCGAGCAAAGAAGAUUUGGAACAAGAAGAAGAUCUUGGCGAAGAAGGAGAGGAAGGGGAAGGUGUGAUAGGCGAUGCUAUUAUCCAAGCAGAGGAAGAUCCCAUCGAAUCCGAUUAUCCAGCCGAUUGUUGUCCAGAAAAUUGUUACAAGAAGUUCCCAUUCUUGGCUGGCGACGACGACGCACCGUUUUGGCAGGGUUGGGCUAAUUUGAGACUGAAGACCUUCCAACUAAUUGAGAACAAGUAUUUUGAGACUGCCGUCAUUUUGAUGAUCCUUUUGAGUAGUAUGGCUCUCGCCUUGGAAGAUGUGCAUCUUCAACAACGACCCAUUCUGCAAGAUAUCUUGUACUACAUGGACCGAAUAUUUACUGUGAUUUUUUUCAUCGAAAUGUUAAUCAAAUGGUUGGCUCUUGGCUUCAAAAAAUACUUCACGAACGCUUGGUGCUGGCUUGAUUUUAUCAUUGUCAUGCUUUCACUGAUCAACUUGGGCGCAAUCUGGGCAGGCGCCGCAGACAUCCCGGCCUUCCGUUCCAUGAGAACACUGAGGGCCUUGAGGCCUUUACGAGCUGUGUCACGAUGGGAGGGCAUGAGAGUAGUCGUCAAUGCUUUGGUUCAAGCCAUUCCAUCCAUUUUCAACGUGUUACUGGUGUGUCUUAUCUUCUGGUUGAUCUUCGCCAUUAUGGGUGUACAGCUUUUUGCCGGCAAAUAUUUUAAGUGUGUAGAUGCGAAUAAAACAACACUCAGCCAUGAAAUCAUUCCUGAUCGAAACGCCUGCUUGGCUGAGAACUACACUUGGGAAAAUUCUCCAAUGAAUUUUGACCACGUAGGAAAAGCUUAUUUAUGCUUGUUUCAAGUGGCUACGUUCAAAGGAUGGAUUCAAAUCAUGAACGAUGCCAUCGACUCUAGGGAGCUCAACAAACAACCAAUUCGUGAAACGAACAUCUACAUGUAUUUCUAUUUUGUAUUCUUCAUUAUAUUCGGAUCGUUUUUUACCCUUAAUCUAUUCAUUGGUGUGAUCAUCGAUAACUUUAACGAACAAAAGAAAAAGGCAGGAGGUUCCCUCGAGAUGUUCAUGACAGAAGAUCAGAAGAAAUAUUACAACGCUAUGAAAAAGAUGGGUAGCAAGAAACCACUUAAAGCCAUUCCACGUCCAAGGUGGAGGCCGCAAGCAAUAGUGUUUGAAAUAGUGACAGACAAAAAGUUCGAUAUGAUAAUUAUGUUGUUCAUCGGAUUGAACAUGCUUACAAUGACGUUGGACCAUUAUCAACAAACUCAGACUUUCAGCGAUGUUCUGGACUAUCUAAACAUGAUAUUCAUUGUGAUAUUCACCAGCGAGUGUCUCAUGAAGAUCUUUGCUCUACGUUACCACUAUUUCAAGGAGCCAUGGAAUCUCUUUGAUUUUGUUGUUGUUAUAUUGUCAAUAUUAGGUCUGGUUCUCAGCGAUAUUAUUGAGAAGUACUUCGUAUCGCCAACAUUGCUUCGUGUAGUAAGGGUGGCAAAAGUCGGUCGUGUGCUUCGACUCGUGAAAGGUGCCAAGGGUAUUCGAACUCUUCUUUUCGCCUUGGCGAUGUCGUUACCAGCUCUCUUCAAUAUUUGCCUAUUACUGUUUUUGGUGAUGUUUAUCUUUGCGAUAUUUGGAAUGUCGUUCUUCAUGCACGUGAAAGAUAAGAGCGGACUGGACGAUGUGUACAAUUUUAAAACGUUCGGACAGUCGAUGAUAUUGCUAUUCCAGAUGUCAACGUCCGCUGGUUGGGACGGUGUUCUUGACGGUAUAAUAAACGAAGAGGACUGCCAGGAACCAAACAACGAGAUAGGAUAUCCGGGCAAUUGUGGUUCGUCUACGAUCGGCAUUGCCUAUCUUCUCUCGUAUUUGGUGAUCAGCUUUUUAAUCGUGAUAAAUAUGUACAUCGCCGUGAUCUUGGAGAAUUAUUCUCAAGCGACCGAGGAUGUGCAGGAAGGUUUGACGGAUGACGAUUACGAUAUGUAUUACGAGAUCUGGCAACAGUUUGAUCCAGACGGGACACAGUACAUCAGAUAUGAUCAGUUAUCCGAUUUCUUGGACGUGCUGGAACCGCCAUUGCAGAUACACAAGCCGAACAAGUACAAGAUCGUAUCGAUGGACAUUCCUAUAUGCAAAGGAGAUAUGAUGUUCUGCGUGGACAUCUUGGACGCUCUCACCAAAGACUUCUUCGCGCGUAAGGGUAAUCCGAUUGAGGAGACAGCAGAGAUCGAGGUUCAAACGCGUCCAGGUGAGACUGGUUAUGAACCGGUCUCUUCCACUUUGUGGCGUCAGCGCGAAGAAUAUUGCGCGCGUUUGAUCCAAAAUGCUUGGAGAAAGCACAAACAGCAGCGUCUAGGCGGACCCAGCGAAGAAAGCGAUGACGCUGACACGGAUCCACGGGUCAGACAAACCGCAGUCUUAGUCGAGAGUGACGGUUUUGUAACGAAAAAUGGCCACAGAGUUGUCAUCCAUAGCCGAUCGCCGAGCGUAACCUCGAGAACCGCGGACGUCUGAUCGGCGUCCAUAAUGUCUCCAGCACCGCCACCGUCGUAGCAAGCGCCACCACGAACCACAAAUGGCGGCGUCCGUGCGACGAUCGCUCCAUCUGCAGCAUCGCCGAUUAACAGCUAUAGAAUUACCGACAGACGCGUCGAUUUCACGCAGCGUCUGCAGUGCUGAUACUGCUCGCGAGGAGCAGCGGCCUCACGGACCUCGCGCGCGCUCUCCAUCGACAGCCUUAUAGUUGUAUAAAAAAUAAAAGAAAGAAAAAAACCAAAAAAAAAAAAAAAAAACAAAGAAAAAAAAUACAUUCCUCCAACGAGUUGCCUUUAAUCUACUGUAAACGCUACGAUCGUUGGGAAAGACACGUCGCUAGCUGAUGAACACACGAGCGAGGACUAGGAUACACGAGACAUGUGUUUGUUUGUCCUGAACGAGUCAAAAAACGGGGCGCAAAUAAUAAGAUGAUAGAGAAAAACAUAAAGUUGUUGAUAUCAUCAAUCGUCCGUGCUCGUUAUCGGAUUGGUUCGGCUCUCGUUCCGUGGUGCAAGAGGAAUCCAUGGAAUCGUAAUUGAAAUAUUUGAAGAUUUGGCUAUGAAACGAAGAUAUGGAUAGACAUACGAAGAGGAAUCGAAGGACAAGAACUUUAACAGGAAAGAACGCAUCUAAAGAAUAUAAUGAUAGUCGGUGUAUAGAGAAAAGUGUAUUUGACUCUGUACAACAUAACCUUCGAGUCGACUUCCCCCCUUUAAAAAUAAAUCAGGGCUCGAAGGUUAAUGUUGCUACGCGCUCAGUAUUCCUGCCUUCGAUGGACUUCGUUACGGUACUUCUUACCGUUCUUUCUUUUUUUUUUUUAGAAAUCGUACGAUGACGAUGACGAUCCGCGCCGGCUGCGUUAGCUGUACGCAUACUCGAGACGCAAUGAAAUGAAAAAUCUUUUCACGUGACCGACAAUGAAAUGAAGAUCUACGAUGGGAUAGUUGAUAUUGCCGCGUUUGCAAAAAAGAAAAAAAAGGGAGAAAAAGAGAGAGAGAAAAAUGAGCGAUCGUUUCUCAUCGUUUCUCUAAAAGAAAACUUAUCGGUAGAGCCGAUUCGUAAAAUUCUAUCCGCGUAUAUUGGAUUUUUUACACGGUUUUGACAGCGACUCGCCAACUCGCUGACAAACACAAUACAAACGAAAAGAAGUUAAAAAAUAUAUAGAAAUGUAAUAAAAAAAAUCAAUGUUGAUUCGCUGCGGUCGAGGUUCGUGGGUGACAUUUGUUCAUUUAUUUGUUAUUCUGGUCAUCGUACUGUGGUGUAUAAUAAAUACGAGAAAGUUUUUUGAACUUGAAAAAACUGAAAAAAAGGAAAAAGAGAAAAAAUGAUGGAGAAAACGAAGACAUUGAUGAAGAUGCUGAUCAUAACUGACGAUAAUAGUGAGGAUGAUCAUAGAAUGAUUAAGAUUAUAAAUCAUGAUGAUGAUGGUGAAUAAGAAUGUUAAUAAUGUGAAAUGUACGCGUAGUUUACUACAAUUUGCUCGGCUUGAACAAAUUUUGCGCAGUACGAUGCGCAAAAAUCCGAAUGCGCGGCUUUGUUUUAUCUAACCCUUUGCUUCUCUAUUCCUCUUAUCUAUUUCUAUAUUUAAAUAUCAAGCAUCAAUGAUCUGUAAACAUUUGUUUUAUAUAUUAUUAUUAACGAUCUGAUUUUACAGUGAUAUAUUUAUUUAAAAAAUCGAAAAAUUGCUUCUAUAAAAAAUUAGGAAGAAAUACGAUUGUGAUUGUGAUUCAUUUGAUAAAACAGAUUUUUACCUUAUCUUUCUCGCAAAGUUUUCAUUGUUGGUAAAAAAGUUUUUUUUUUUUUUUUCAAUAUUUAUAAUUGAUAAUUAGUUUUCUUACCAAAAGGAACAGAGAAGAAAAAGGAAUGGCAAAUACAAAUUUCGCAAUCAUCAUCAGCUAGAUAUUUACACAUUUGCAAAAACUUACACAGACACAAUCUUACACGACGUAGUGAUGCGCUUUGGAAUAAAUGAAUAUACAUAAUAGUGUAACGUUAUUCGAAUAAUUGUAAUCGACAACCGUGCGCCCGUAAACCCGUCUCGCAGUAAACGCGUAGUCUAAUUAUUAAAAUGAGUAUAAAACGAAGUAUAAAAUACCGCAUGUUUGAAUAAUGUGGAAAAAAAUGAAAGAUUAACUCGGUUGAUAACGUAGAAUUGGACACAACUAUUUUUAACUCAUUUUUGAAUUAUAUUUCUAUCAGAAUUUAACUCAAUUGUUAAAGUAAUUAAACUUGUAAGAAUAAUUAAUAUAAUGGGAUAAAUUCUAAAUUUAAGAAAAGUAUUUUAGAUACUUUAAUAUGAUAAUUUUUGUUUAAAAUAAUUUUUUUAAUAUUUCAAUGUAAAUAAAUCAUUUGCAUUUCAGAUAAAAUUUAAAAUUAAAAAUUCAUUAACAUUUUUAAUUCUCUAUUAUAAAAUUUGAGUGAAAAAGUUGUGUCAUUCUACUUAGUUUAAUAAUAGAUGCCAAAAUGACACGUUAAGUUUUCAACAAAAAUUGUUAAGAUUUCAAAUGAUUAUUUUGCUGUUCGUUGUUUAAAAUAUUUAGUACACAGUUUCUGUUGAAUUAUCAAACGUGAUUUAUCUCUCUCUAUAUGAGAACAAACAAUGCAAAAACGCCCAAAAAGUACGUUGUACCAUUUCCAUUCGUGAUUCGUGAAGAUGCACGUUUAAGAAUAAUAACGAUUAUUAUAAACUGACAAAAUAACCACACAUUUUCUUUCAUUAUGAAUCACGAUACAAAUAUUUAAAAAAAUUUCGAUAUAUAUUCUAAAUGAUUAAAAAAAAAAAAAAGAAAAAAAGAAAAAAAAAAGAAAAAAAAUCGAUGCUUCAUAGAAGAAAGGAAUCGUUCGAGUUCCCAGCUCGAUUUCGAACGGGUUUACGUGCUUAAUUAAUUUCGUGAAGGAUCGCGUGCCUGUUUUAUAAAUAAUACAAUCUUGUCCUUCAGAUUGUAGGUAGGAUUGUAUUACGAUCGAGUAAAAUUAUUUCGAUAUAUAUCGAUAUAUAAAAUUUUUUCAACAAUCGUAAACAUGGCACUCGAUUUUAUCACAAGUCAAUAACCUCAAUCGCAUCGUUCUCGUGCAACAUAAGAAAUCAUAGGUUUAGUGAAGUGAAUCGAGGAACGCGUUGCAAGUGAUAUGCACACGGAGAUAAACGAGAAUUCGUUGGAACGCGUCUGUCUAUAACGACGGCAAAGCACAGUUCAUUUUUGCCGUACAAAAUACAGAUUAAUGCAUAUUAUACAUAUAGGUACUUACACGAACGAAAGUUAUCUCGGGCUGGCACGCACGAGCGUGCAGUGGUGAGGCAACAACAACACAGAGGACAAACAUGAACUAAUGUGUGUGCGUGUGUGUGUUAACGCGGAUUGCGCAAUCGUUAUUUUUCUACGUUUACAUCCGCGUUCUGAAAUGGAAUAGAAAGAAACACGAUGGGAAAAGGAACGAGGAACGCACCUUGUUGCUCGUGUGUUUUACCGGAAACAGGUGUCGUGUUAGCGACGGCGGAAACGCUAUAAUAAACGAAGCUAGAAUCGUUCUCGCUGGUCGAAAACGGACGUGGCAAAAAAACUCGCAGCUCGCUCGAAGGAUUGUAUUUGGAAUAUAUAGCAGGAACGACAUAAGAACAUAACAUAAAAACGAUGGUUAUGAAUGUUACGUGAGCCGGGAACGGUGUAAAUUUAUUACACAUAGGUUGAGAAUGAGAUUAGGCGAAAUACAGAUAUGCAAUUAGGUACAGAAUAAUGCGAGAAAUAACGAAGAGAAAAUAUGGAAACAGAUAAAAAAAGAAAAACAAAUGUUCAUUAUUUUAAGCUACGAAGGCUCAAGAGGGUGAGGAUCAUUGUAAAUUACUCGUACAAAUAAUUCACACACUAUCGGUGUCGAGUCCGCUUUGUCAAAGUAUUUUAGAGAAGCCUGUCCGAUAUUAAUGUCCUCGUACCUUUUCUACGUAUAUUAUAAUUGCAUUUCACGAUUCUCGUCGCGGGCCAUUCGAUGAUCUUUUCGUGAGUACGCUUCAAAGUAUACGCAUGCGCGUGACUGCGUCCUCGCGACUCGUUCGUUCGGAAGAGAUCGUCGUUCUUCGUUUCUUCCGAAGAUUUGACUUUCUUAUACUCUGAAUCUCUCUGAAUCUUUAAAAUGAUUGAUGAAUCCCAAUAAUAUAUCCGCGUUAUCAUCAAUUACACAUCAGAUUCAUCGCGCCACCUAAUUAUCUCAAUAAUUUUCCGCAACGAAAAAGCAGAUAUGGAUAUGGAUUAUGCCUAAAAAAAAGUAUUGCGCGAUGCCGUUGCUGUUUGCAUUAAUAUUAUAUUUGACGAGAAUCUUCGAAUUUUUUUCUAGCCGCACGUUAUUUAAAUAUUUGUUUUUUGUAGAGAUCAAAAUAAUCACGAUAAUACUCGAAAUAUACUCGAUCAUGCAUCUGAUAUAAUAACAUAAUGUAAUCUAAUAUACGAAGCACGACGAACGACGAUGACGACGAAACGAAACGAAUAGAGGCACGAGAUCGAUCGACGACGAUUCAUUUAACUCGUCGAUCCUUCUUCUAUCGAAGUACGACGUAUCUGAUGGUCCGUCCGGCUCACUGUCUAAUUACUCAGAUACCCCCUCUCGCCCCUUUUUAUGUUUCGAACCUCUCCCGUGCUGUAAUAUGUGCAAAUAAUUCGAUAAUAAUCAAAUGGUUUGUACGCAAAUAAUAUACAUAUAUAUUUUCGAUACUACUUUGUCGAAUGGGUAACCGCGAACUUCUAGAAGCAAUAAAACUCUCGAGACACACGACAAACGUUAGAAGAUUAAAAAAAAAAAAAAAAAAAGAUAUAUAAACAGGGCGUAUAAACGAACGAAACGAAAUACAAUCGUGCAGAAAGUGUUCCAAAACACACAUUGGCCUCUUUUUAACGAUAAUUGAUUUUGCGAAUCAUGUAAAAAUCGUUCUUCCCUGAGAGGCAUCGAAAUGAAUAUCGUUUCUUCUUCUUUUUCUUCUACUUCUUUUUCUACUUCUUCUUUUUCUUCUUCUUUUUCUUCUUUUUCUUCUUUAUCCACAGUGAUUUUUUAUUGCGAACGUGAUGACUGCUCGGAUUUUUCGUGAUCGAAUGUUCGAUUGAAUCGCAACUUCCCCAAUUUUCAGUCGCGUUUACCGAUUGUUGGUAAACUUGGUGACAUUCGAUCCGCUUAAUCUACGGUCGUAUUGGAAGGGAAAGAGUAAAAAGGUUAGAAAUUCCGAUUUCCGCGUCUCGAAGGGUUGCUUGGAAAUUCGUUUUGCGCGUAACGCUCGGGACAAAAAAAAGCUCGGGAACGGUAAAAAAAUGUUCGAUCGGCCAAAAAAAUUUGCUACGGCUGCGAAAAGAAACAAGGGGGAGGGGGGUGGAAGAGUAUACGUGGUGUGCUUCAUUAAUUUUCGUUUUACCAGAAACAAAAAAAAAAAAAAAUCGUACAUUAAAUAUCAGCUUUUGCGCGACGACGGCUGUAAGAUAUUAAAGAACAAAAAUAUAUAUAUAUAUAUGUAUAUGUAUAUGUAUAUGUAUAUAUAUAUAUAUAUAUAUAUAUAUAUAUAUAUAUAUAUAUAUAUAUAUAUACAUAUAGGGCUUUCCUUCGUUAAGCGAGGUAAGACGAGAUUUAAACGUACUUUCUCCGUGGACGAUACUGCCGUUACGCAUUGUAUAAAGAAGAAAUGAAACUAAGUUAACUAAUCGUAAAUGCACGAAAUUUUCUUAAACGGAUAGCGAACAAAAAUAAAAAAAAGGGCUUUGUAGUGUCUCGAAACUCUCGAAACUUAUUAACCUAAACGUCGUCAGAUAAUAAAACGAUGAAAUAAACACAAAAGCUAUAUAAAGAAGGUACGAAAUAAAAAAUUCUGUGAGUUGGGUUAAAUAAAAGAAGAUUUAAAAAAAAAUACAAAGAAUAAUCGAGUAAAGUGUCAAGCUACGGAGCCUGUCGGCCAGUAUAAUGAACAAGCAACUGCCAUGGGUCAACAAGCUAGGUAGAUGAAAUGUGCUAAGAAACCAAAAAAAAAAAAAAAAAAAAAUCCAAUUUUAACGAGCUAGCUGUCGAAAAAAAAAACAUUACGCGCGAAGGAUCGUCCAUUCAAAUGCGUGCUCCGUGCUUGUGCGCGCAUGCGCGGACGUGUGCCGCGACGGCGCGCAUGCGCAAAUGCGUGUCGUAAAUACGCGCGAGCAAGCAGAGAGAGACAUCGAGACAGAGUGCGUGCGAAAGAACGUGUAUGUGUGAAAAAUAGAAAAAAAAGAAAGAAAGCGAGAGAGAGAGAGAGAGAGAGAGAGAGAGAGAGAGGGAGAGAAUGAGGGAAAGAAUGAACGAGAGCGCGAGAGAGGGAGAGCGAGAAAGCGAGAAGAGAGCGAAAGAGAGAGAAAAUGAGGGAGAGAAAGAGAGAACAUAGAAGAGCUCCUCCGUUGAAUGACAUUCAUUAUUAUUAAACAAAAUAAAAAUAUGGAUUAUUUGCACAAUAUUAUAAAUAAUUACUAUGUUUACUACGAUUAUUAAAUUAAAGAGCAAGUAAUAAAAGAAAUAAAAAAACUGUUGUUAAAUAAUUAAUACGAAAGAGGGAAUAUACGAAUAAAAUAAAAUAACGAAACGAUUUAGCUGAAGAUCGAUAUCGGAUUUAAGCAAAAAAAAAGCAAAAAAAAAAAAAAAGGAAAUAAAUAAAACACACAAACACAUAAAAAUAAAAGAAAAAAGAGAAGAAAAAUAGGGAAAAGACGAAGUUAAGAAAGUGACGAGAAAUAAAUAUGACGAUCAAGACGAAGGAAGGAUGGAGGAGGAAACGAUUCGUUUGUUAUCGAUUAGUUAACGAUCAUCCUUACAUUACAUUAUUGUAAUUAUAUAAAGUAAACGAUUAUUACCGUAAUAGUUACAAUUAACAAGUUGUUACCGCUUUGUUAUACAUAAUAUAAUUAAUAUACUAAGAUUAAAAGAAAAAAAAAAAAAAGAAAAAAAGAAAAGUAAGCGAAUGCAUCGUUGAUUCGUCCUUUACUUAUGUAGGUAACUAAAAUAACGAUUUGACUCUAUUAUUGUUUUUAAUGUCUUCACCGUAUUCCUUCGUUUGCUACCCGAUUUCGUUUCGUUGUCGAAAAAAAAUGAAGAAACAAAAAAAAAAAAAAAAAAGAUUCGGUUUUGUCGGCUUACCUCGCCCGGCCACAAUAUACACACGUUUUACAGAGAUAUUUUCAAUAAACGAAAAAGCUUAACACUCA